AUGUGCUCCCUGCUGUGGCUCUUAACAGACAGAAAUAUCCUGGAGGAUUACCCACAGAUGUGCAUCCUGGAGGCUCUGAAGCAGCGCUGCAGAGAUCAGAAGGUGGGCUUCACUUUGGUGCUAAUGGAUCAGAUUGCCCUCACUGUCAUUGAUGGCAAGUUGGGCUUGCAAAUUAAUCAGAAGAUUGUGACUGCUUACCCUCAAGUGAUACUGGUUCGGGUCCCAACUCCAAAAGUGCAAUCUGACAGCGAUAUAACUGUUUUGCGUCACCUUGAAAAACUGGGCUGCCGUCUAGUGAAUUGCCCACAAGCCAUUUUAAACUGCAUUAAUAAGUUUUGGACAUUUCAGGAAUUAGCUGGAUAUGGAAUUCCUUUACCUGAUACUUUUUCAUAUGGUGGGCAUGAUGAGUUUUCAAAAAUGAUAAAUGCAGCAGAACCUCUGGGAUAUCCUGUUGUGGUGAAAAACACUCGAGGGCAUCAAGGGAAAGCCGUGUUUCUUGCACAAGAUAAGCACCACUUACUGGACAUAUGCCAUCUGCUGCGGCACAAUGCCCCAUACCUGUUUCAGAAGUACGUGAAGGAGUCCCAUGGGAAGGAUGUCCAGGUGGUUAUUGUUGGAGGAUGCGUGAUAGGCUCAAUGCUGCGCUGUUCUACUGAUGGAAGAAUGCAGAGCAAUUGCUGCUUGGGUGGUGUGGGUACAAGUUUCCCUCUCAGUGCACAAGGAAAACUGUUAGCUCUGCAAGUGUCUACCCUUCUUGGAAUGGAUAUAUGUGGCAUCGACCUUCUUUUAAAGGAUAAUGGUUCUUUUGUGGUUUGUGAAGCUAAUGCAAAUGUUGGUUUUACAGAAUUUGACCAAGCAUGUAAAUUAGAUCUUGGUGGUAUUAUAGCAGAUUAUGCAAUAUCCCUACUCCCAAGUAGGCCAUCAAAAGAAAUGCCUCUGUUACCUGCAGUCUCCAUCCCCCCAGAAAUCAAUAAGACAAAAGCACAAGCCUCUGCCAGCGUUUAUACUACAAGUGAUGGAUUAAGCUGUAGUAAUAGUGCUUCUGAUGUAGAGGAAAUCAGGGAUUCUAUCAAUGUGCCAAAGCCAUGUUCCCCAGUACUGACAGAUAGCAUCUAUAAUGAUGUUACCAAGUAAACUACCUCUCCAUUUUUAUGUUUAAUGUAAAUUAAUGCAAUUAUAAAAUAAAUCACAGUGGCCAACUCGGCUUUGCAGGGGCUUGCAAAGAAUUAAAGAAAUAUGUUCUGAGCCACUCUACUGCUGAAAAGUUAUUUUAAUAAUGCUGCUUCCGUGUCUCAUCGGUAACAAGAAUGAUCAUUUCUUUUUUAUUUGCAAGUGUGAAAUGCUAAGUGGUUGUUUAAAG
This is a messenger RNA of Pseudophryne corroboree (corroboree frog), 1360 nucleotides long. RefSeq names its product ribosomal modification protein rimK like family member A (gene RIMKLA). The record is from RefSeq and is a predicted model, not a curated record. Gene Ontology annotation, cellular component: cytoplasm. The coding region runs from base 1 to 1134 and encodes 377 amino acids. Gene Ontology annotation, molecular function: N-acetyl-L-aspartate-L-glutamate ligase activity; ATP binding; metal ion binding. The transcript has 5 exons. Gene Ontology annotation, biological process: protein modification process. Lineage: Eukaryota; Metazoa; Chordata; Amphibia; Anura; Myobatrachidae.